Oryzias latipes (Japanese medaka) is the source of this 2050-nucleotide messenger RNA. RefSeq lists its product as uncharacterized. Lineage: Eukaryota; Metazoa; Chordata; Actinopteri; Beloniformes; Adrianichthyidae. Gene Ontology annotation, biological process: regulation of transcription by RNA polymerase II. The record is from RefSeq and is a predicted model, not a curated record. Gene Ontology annotation, molecular function: DNA-binding transcription factor activity, RNA polymerase II-specific; RNA polymerase II cis-regulatory region sequence-specific DNA binding.
GUCAUCACGUCAUCUAUUUUUGAAGGUAAGGGUUAAAAUGGGAAAUAUUGUCACGUGGUUUCAAUAACCCGGAAAUAAAAAAAUGUUGACGGUUUAUUUGAACUGAGGAGUGUGUACAUAAAUAAAUGUGUUUUUCGUGCAUGUAUAUCGGUCGUGUUAAGCCGGGAUGUAUAAACAUGUAGUGACACGUGUCUCUAAAUGGUCUCCGUUGUCUUAAAACGUCGUUUCUCGUGAAACCGGCAGAGUGACGCGUCGUUUCUGCCUCCAUGGACAAAGACCUGCAGGCUCCGUGUUCCUGGGCGGACAUGCAUCAGUUCAUCGGGGACCUCCUCUCAUCCGGAGCCCCCCCUAAGGGCCAGAUGGACGCGCGGAGCGCUGCGUGGGGGGCCGCGGCUCUGGGGCUGAAGCAGGCGGCCUCGGUCGAACCGAUCCAGCCCUUCAGAGCGGCGCCGGACAGGAGGGGGGCCGGCCCGGGAGCACGGGAGGCCGGGCCGCUAGCACGGCUCCAGCCGCUGAGGAGAGGCCCGAACGCGGGAAGGGAGGAUUUGCAUCACACCUGCACGUGUCCCAGCUGCCCAUAUUCCAGCUCUGCGUCGUCCUGUGAGGCCGUCUGCCCCCUGCAGGCAUUGCAGUCAGAGUCAGCCUGCCAGCCCAAAGACCCCAGCAGCAUGUGCUCACCGGACACCACCGUUCCCGCUGGCAGCAGCAGCAGCUCAGAGCUGAAGUCCAGGCGGAGCAGCCCACCGCAGGUGGAGGACGCUGACAGAACUGGGAGCGAGCAGCAAAGCUCCAACACUCCUCCUUCCAGGGCCCCCCCGUGCUCUUUAUCCCAACUCUCCGUGUUUCCGUGUUUCUGCUGCCAUCAAGGCCUGAGGACCUGCUCCCAGGUUCUGGGGAGUCAGGAAGGCACAGACCCCCCUUUUUCUCACACCCAUCAUCAUUUCCAUCACCACCACUGUGCCUUGACAUCCUGCCUGCCAUGUCCUCAGCUUUCGGCUCCCCUCAGCUGUUUGUCCUGCCCCUGUUCCUUCGGGCCCCCCCGGCACAAACAGGCGGAGGAGCAAGAGGCGAGGGGGCGGCGGCCUCUGCUGCCGCAUCCCUGCAUGCACUGCAUGGCCUCUUUUUCCAGGCCGUCACAGCUGCUGCAGCACCAGCGCGCGGAGCAUGCCCACAAGCCGCACGGCUUCCUUUGUACGGAGUGUGGGAGGGCCUUCAACUCCCACAGCAACCUGCGCAUCCACCUCAACGUGCACACGGGGGCUCGGCCCUACAGCUGCCCCGACUGCGGGAAAGGCUUCAGUCAGUCGGGGGCCCUGAAAAUCCACAGGCGGACCCACACGGGUGAAAGGCCGUAUGCAUGCAGCUUCUGCGAUAGGGGGUUCCCCAAUCUGGCAGGCGUCCGGGCCCACCAGAGAAUCCACACGGGGGAGAAGCCCUACCGCUGCGGCCACUGUGGAAAGUGCUUCACCCAGUCAGGAGCUCUGAAGAUCCACGUCCGCAUUCACACAGGAGAGAGACCCUUCCUCUGCAGCCUCUGCGGAAAAGGCUUUUCCAACCACUCUGGGAUUCGCUUCCACUAUCGGACGGUCCACGGCUUGACUGAGGAGCACACCGGGGAGGCAGCUUGUUCCCCUGGGCGCCCGAGGACCUCACAUAACCGUCCAGACCCGGCCUCCCACACACCGGCUCCUCCGGGUUCCUCCUCUCUUCCGGGCUCCGCCGCUCUCAGUGGAGCUGAGGGCAGAUCACCCAGAGAAGGAGGCAGCAGGCACAAAGCUGGACUCCUGUACGCGUGCGAGGACUGUGGGCUGUGUUUCAAAGAUGCCCCCUCCAGGAACAGACACCAGACUCUGGAGCACUACUCCCAUGAGAGGAGGGAGGAGGAGGAGGAGGAAGAGGAGCAGAGGGAAGAGUUCAGUACCAGAGAGGCAGUCUGAGAGUUCUAUGUCAGUCAUUUUAGAAUUAAGUUCAUAUAAAAGUUAUAUUUCCAACGUUCUUUACCAAAAGCAUCCAUUUGCUGUAACACAUUAAAGAGCCACUCUGAAGAAAA